This is a messenger RNA of Oldenlandia corymbosa var. corymbosa, 2167 nucleotides long. The record is from the annotation of a GenBank genome assembly. Lineage: Eukaryota; Viridiplantae; Streptophyta; Magnoliopsida; Gentianales; Rubiaceae.
CUUUUGUUCUUCCCCUCAUGGAAGAACAUUCUCUUGUUUUUUGGGUUUGUUUCUUGGCGGUUAGUACUAAUGCUGUUUUCUUUCUUGCAUUUUCAUCAUCUUUUUUAACGUCGAGACAGCUAGAGGACAUCACCAUCGAGUACCGGAAUCACACCGGCAUAUCCGAAUUCCGGCUACUAAAUCGGAAAACUGGACUUUUUAAGUGUCCUGAUCCAAACCCGUAUCUCCAAAUCAAUGUCACCAGUUCAAACCCGCAACUUUCUGAUGACGAAUUUGUUUCGGUCGACGUUGGCGGAGUUUUGGUUCCGGCAGAUAGUGACUGGGUUGCCAUGAUCUCGCCUUCUCAUUCCAAUAUAUCAGCUUGCCCAUUCAAUGAAGUACAAUACGUGCAAACUGGUGACCUUACAAAACUUCCCCUUCUAUGCCAUUACCCUGUUAAGGCGCAGUAUGCAAGCAAUGAUCCAGAUUACUUAAGUUGCAAGAAGGAAACAUGCCAAAAAUACGUAGACGGAGUUUGUGUGGUGAGAACGUGUAGUGCAAGUCUAACAUUUCACGUUGUGAACAUCAGAACAGACAUUAUCUUCGUCUUCUUUGCGGGUGGUUUUCUAACUCCUUGUGUUCUCAAGAUCUCUGAUUCUGUUAGCUUUUCCAAUCCCAAAAUGCCACUCUAUGCGCACCUCUCCAGUCCAGAUUCAACUGCCACUUCAAUGAGAGUAACAUGGGUGAGUGGGGAUAAUCAACCCCAACAAGUUCAAUAUGGAAAUGGACAAUUCGCCACAUCACAGGUUACAACAUUUACUCAAGAUGAUAUGUGUAGUUCGGAAAUUCCGAGCCCGGCUAAGGACUUUGGGUGGCAUGAUCCGGGCUUCAUUCAUUCAGCAGUUAUGUCAGGACUUCAACCUUCUACCACUUUUUCCUACAAAUAUGGAAGUGAUUCAGCUGGUUGGAGUGGUGAAAUUACAUUUAGGACACCACCGGCUGGAGGAUCAGAUGAACUUAACUUCAUUGCUUUUGGCGAUAUGGGGAAGGCACCUCGUGAUUCUUCUCUUGAGCACUAUAUUCAGCCAGGAUCAAUAUCUGUGAUAGAAGCUAUAGCAAAUGAAGUGUCAUCAGGGAAUGUUGACUCAGUAUUCCACAUUGGCGACAUAAGCUAUGCCACUGGAUUUUUGGUAGAAUGGGAUUUCUUCCUUAACCUCAUCGCGCCCAUCGCUUCUACCGUUUCAUACAUGACUGCAAUUGGGAAUCACGAAAGGGAUUACGUGAACUCAGGAUCAGUGUACACAACUCCAGAUUCGGGAGGAGAGUGUGGAGUUCCUUAUGAGGCAUAUUUUCCAAUGCCAACACCAUCAAAAGACAAGCCAUGGUACUCCAUUGAACAAGGCAGUGUUCAUUUUACAGUCAUUUCUACUGAACAUGAUUGGUCUCAAAACUCUGACCAAUAUAACUGGAUGAAUGAGGAUAUGGCUUCAGUGGACCGAUCAAAAACUCCUUGGCUGAUUUUUACUGGGCACAGACCCAUGUACUCAUCAAGCAUUGGCCUUCUUCCUGGUGUGGACCAAAAAUUUGUGCAAGCAGUGGAGCCAUUGUUGUUGGCAAACAAGGUUGAUUUGGUACUGUUUGGACAUGUUCAUAACUAUGAGAGAACAUGUGCUGUGUAUCAAAGUGAAUGCCAAGCAAUGCCUAAGAAAGAUGCAAAUGGAAUUGAUACAUUUGACAAUUCCAAUUACACUGCACCCGUUCAUGCUGUUAUCGGAAUGGCUGGCUUUGCUUUGGACUCAUUUCCAAACAGUGUCGAGAACUGGAGUUUAGUUCGUGUAUCAGAGUUUGGUUACGUUAGAGUCCACGCAACGAAGAAUGAUUUGACACUUGAGUUUGUAAAUUCGGGUACCAAAAUUGUUGAAGAUAGCUUCAGAAUCAUCAGACUGGUAAGGAGCAGGCAUUUUUUAGUGCAAUGAAGUAUUUUGAGUCUUCACUGUUUCUUCACAAUACAGUAAAGCAUUUUUAUGGAGCAGAAAAAAUACGAUAUGUAUUACAUUAAAGAUUGCCCUCAUAUACGUUUAUUCUCACCUUUUUCUUGUCCCCUUUUAAAUUGGGCAUGGAAUGUUUUUGUUCUUUUUUUCUUUCCCUUUUGGACAUUAAAUUGAAUAAACACAUAAUAUAUCCUCUG